AUGCACCAUUUCCAACUCUUUCUAGAGUUGUCGGAAACAUCAACACAAAACACACAGUCGCUGGAGGAAGAACAGAGUACUCCUCUGGGAAUUGCUUCUCCCCCGGGAUGCUUUGAGCCUAGUUCUCGCUAUCUCAGAAAAAAGGGCAACGAAGACUUGAUUCACUACUCUAUGGUGGUCCAAGAAUCAACAAGCUCGGACAAGCCUUUCGACAGAAAAAGACCACAACACCAAUAUCCCAUGAGAUUAGGACUUGUUAUUCAUGGGAUAAUGUUUCAGCUUUUUCCGUUGGUUUCAGUUCAUGUAAAGGCUAUAUAG
Messenger RNA from Prunus armeniaca (apricot), 318 nucleotides. Lineage: Eukaryota; Viridiplantae; Streptophyta; Magnoliopsida; Rosales; Rosaceae. The record is from the annotation of a GenBank genome assembly.